AUGGAGGCCUUUUCAAACAACACAAUAUCAGGUAUUAGAGCUCCACUUACCGUUGAUGAGUCUGAUUUUGAAUAUUCCCCAGUUUCAUCGAAGAGCCGUAGAAAUAGCAUGGCCAGUAGCUAUUACAGUAAUAGUGAGCUUGAUGAGUGCGAGGGUUUUGCAAAUGAGGACAAUCUUGAAAAAACUCACCCUUUUCAUGAACUUGAUUUCUAUAAGCCUUAUGCUGUAAACCCAGGUGAAAAUGGUUUUCCUAGGCCUUUUAUGAGGAACCCAGGUGAGGAAUCUACUCGAGAAAGUAGUCAAGUUGAUAAAAAUUCAGUUUUUAGUGCUUCUGUUGCUGUUGGGAACCCGAAUGAAAGAAUUUACAGGGUUAUUAGUAUUGUUAAUGACUCUGAUGAUGAUUCUAAUUCUAAAUCAUUCUUGAGCGAAUCGGGUGAUGAAUUAGUUGAAAAUGAGAAUUAUGGCUUGAGUGAUAGCAGCUCCAGACCCGUUGUGGAGCAGAAGUUGCAUAUUCCAAUUGCCAAGUUAUCAAGAGACAGUGAUGAUGAUUCGCAGGGCAGUGGGGCCUUUGAAGAUGACGGUUUUUUGGGUGUUGUAAAGGUCCCGAGUUUUGAUGUUCUGAGUAGACUUAAUAGUGCCCCUAAAGUUAGAAUGUCGGAGGAUGAUGACGUGGAUGAAUGCGAGUGGCAAGCUGAAAAUAUGGUAGAAAUGGAGUUUGUUAAGGAUUUGGUGAUAAGUAAUGAUGUUUUGGGCCCUGAAGAUGAAAAAGAGCAUACCGAUGUGGAAGAUGUAAAAAACUGUGUUAUAUCGUAUGAGACGGUCCAAGAUGGAGGCCAUGAUGUUAAUGGAGAAGAUAAAGCUAAUUCUUUGGCUGUGAAUAUACCAGAAUCAGAGGAAAAUAGUGGUCUCGUGCAUUUAGAUGGGGAAAUUCCAGAAGUUGGUGUGGCUGAUGAUGGGAAAACGUGCAUUUUGGAGGAAAAUCCUUUUUCCAAUAACUGCGUUGAAUGUGAGAAACUGGAAACUGAGAGAAAACCAAAUGUUGAGGUCACAGUUGAUUCCUUUAGCUCGAUUGGUGCCAGCAAAAACCAAUCUCUUAAUCAGUGUGUUGAUGUAAUCAGGAAUGUGCAUGAAUUUCUUGUUACGCCUGAGUCCUUCACAGAAAACGUGCAGGCUAGUAUUUCUGAUGGGCAUUUAGGAGAUGAUGAUAGCUCGACUGAAGGUGAUGACAGUCAAUCUGAACUCGAUGUCACCAUAAUGGACCAGGAAUUGGAGAAAGAAGCUGACAUGGAAAGUGGUAUUGAUACAUUCUCUUCUGAAGAGAUUUUGUUAGAUCAUUCACAAGAGGUUGUUUGCCAGAUUUCUACAGACUCGGAUGAUAGUGCUGCUUUGAAGCCGCAAUCUGUUGAUGGUACAAAAAACUAUUUUGCAGAAAGCGCCUCAUGUAAUUUGUGUUCCAAUUCAGUUUCUUCAAGACCCAAUAUUGAAGCAAGAAAUUGUGAUCUUUUGGUGCUGCCCUCGACUUAUAGUGAACAAGAUGGAAGUUUUAGUGUAGGAGAGAGAAAGAAGAAGCCCGAGAAAAUACAACAGGCACGAGUAAAAUACUUGCAACUCGUCCACGGUUUUGGUCGUUCUCCGGAUGAUUCUUUGGCUUCAAACGUUUUGAGACAGCUGUCGAUUGCCGAGGCAAAAUACUCAACUCUGGAAGUUUUUCCCGAUCCUUCUAGAAACGAGGCUGUGGAGAUUCAAGCACGAGAAAAUGGCAAUAUGGACUUUUCACUCUGCAUCCUAGUGAUUGGGAAAACUGGAGUCGGUAAGAGUGCGACUGUGAAUUCAAUCUUCGGUCAAAGUAAGACGAUGGUCAAUGCAUUUGAGCCGUCCACGAGUCGUGUGAUUGAAAUUAACGGUGAGAUUAAUGGUGUCAAAGUCAAGAUUUUCGACACCCCAGGUCUCGGAAUCUCUUCUAUCGACCAAUCUUCCAAUUGGAAAAUUUUGUUGUCGAUUAAGAAAAUAAUGCAAAAAUUUUCACCAGAUGUUAUCUUAUAUGUCGACCGUUUGGACACGCAAUUUAGUUACGUCAAUGAUUUGCCCUUACUAAAAUCAGUUACUUUGUGCCUGGGCCUUUCAGUAUGGCAAAAGUCCGUUCUUGUUUUCACACAUUCAGAUUUAUUGCCUCCAGAUGGGUAUCCCUUAAGCUACAAUGAAUUUGUUGCUGAUCAAUCCCGGGCAUUUCAACAGCUAAUCAGCCUAUCAGCUGUUGAGAUUAAUAGUGAUGAGAUGAUUCCAACAAGCUUAGUCGAGAACAACCCAUUUUCUGAAAAUAGUGUUAAUGGUGGUGAAACUUGGAGAUCAAGGCUGCUAUUUUUAUGUUGCUCGAUGAAGGUUUUAUCGGAACUGAAUUCUGUAGUUAAGAUUCAUAAUACGUUUGACUGUACGAAGUUGCUUUUUGGAUACGAUUUUUUAGAAUCCUUCAGCCAGAUUCUUACAAGGCCAGUUUUUGAGUUGUCCGAUGAUUGCAUUUAUGAUAAUCUCGACAAUGAAAGCCAUUUGCCAGCUGUAACAUUGGUUCGGAUUGCUAAGGAUAAAAAGGAAUUCAACAUCCAGUUACGUUCGUUAGUCUGGAAAAAGGGAUCUGCCUUUGCAAGAUUAGAUGGUCAAACUUUUGGCAAGAACGAGAGAUUUUCUAACACAGGCAAGGGCCGUCUGGACAGGAAGCUGAGUGGAAAGAUUUCUGUAAAGACAAGCUAUUCAGGUCAGCUUCAGAUUUUGGGUUUGGUUUUCUUUCCUCUUGCUAAAGCCUUGUUUGACAAGAUUUUCAGGCAACCGGCCCAUGAUUAG
This is a messenger RNA of Striga asiatica, 2835 nucleotides long. Lineage: Eukaryota; Viridiplantae; Streptophyta; Magnoliopsida; Lamiales; Orobanchaceae. The record is from the annotation of a GenBank genome assembly.